This is a messenger RNA of Microplitis demolitor, 674 nucleotides long. RefSeq lists its product as uncharacterized. The transcript has 5 exons. The coding region runs from base 80 to 622 and encodes 180 amino acids. Lineage: Eukaryota; Metazoa; Arthropoda; Insecta; Hymenoptera; Braconidae. The record is from RefSeq and is a predicted model, not a curated record.
UUGUUCGAUUAAUCGAAUUCGAUGUUACAACACUACUUACCUUAGUGAAAUUUUCGAAAUUUUUUUGAUGAAGUUAUAAAUGGAAUCAUUAAAAAAUGUUUUAAAUGAUAUAAGUAUAUAUAAAAAUAAUUUCAAUUUAAAAAUAAGUUAUAAAAAAAAAAUAAAAGCUACUGAAGUAGAUAUUGAUCUCAAAAAUAUAGGGGACUUGAUAGAUGAGAGUAAUAAGGAUUCAGAACAAAUAAACCUUUCUUCAAAUUCUAUAACAUCUUACAAACAUGUUAUUCAAAAACUUUCUGAAUCCAGUAACGAAAUAAGUUUGCCCAUUUCUAAUGUUGAACAUAAUGCCAUAAUAAGUUAUAUAUCAGAUGCAAUGUUAUUUCUAACUUCUUUGGAAAUUAAUACAAAUAUUGAUCCAGGAGAAAAAUUAAAAUUAUCUAGAACGUAUACUUUAGUGCAAACACCCAAUGAAAAUCUAAUAAAUGAAAUUCGGAAUUAUAAAAUCACAACGGACAAAGUUGAAGUGAUGAUUACAAAUCUACAUAUUCUUCAAAAUUCUUCAGAUUUAACAGAUACAAGUAUAGAUGGAAACAACAUUUCUUUGGACCCAACACUGGAAUUGUAACCAUUAAAGUAUAAUAAAUUAUUAUUUUUUUUCUUUUAAUUAUAUUAAUUCU